CCCGCCCUCCUCCUCCUCCUCCGGUCUAUCUGUCUGGUAGGCGGCUCCGCCAAGUCUGCUCCGCGCUGUCGCGGGACCUGGAAGGUGAGCGCGGAGCAGCAGGUCGAAGCUGAGCCACGGACCCCCCCUGGGGACAGAACAGGCGGCUGUCAAGAGCUGUCAAUCCUACUUUACUCAGUAAAGUUAGACCUAUUGCAUCUGUUGGAGCUUAUUUCCAGAUGGAAGCAGGAGUUGGAUUUAAGCUUCUUCAGUUAGUUUAGGUUCCCAGUUAUAAUUCUGUGAAAGUUAGCCUCUCCGUAACAAACCUGAGCCGUGUGUGGAACUGGAGCACCUGAUAGAGCAGUGAUAACACCAUGGAAAUCAGUUUACUGAAGACUGCAAUGGAACGAUUUGACGUGAAGCCACCUCCCUCUCGGAGCCGUUCUAAAACCGCUUUGUAUGUGACUCCUCAGGAUCGCGUUACUGAAUUUGGCAGUGAACUGUAUGAAGAUGGGGGGAAACUGUACUGCACAUUCUGCAAUGUGGUCCUGAAUCAUGUUCGCAAGUCCGCCAUCAAUGACCAUCUGAAAUCCAAAACGCACACCAAACGCAGGGAGUUUGAGGAGCAAACCGUCAGGAAGAAACCACGAACUCUGACUGCCUCUUUGCAGUGCAACAGCGCAGCCCCGACAGAGAAGCCCGGUGUUGUCCAGGACUUUGUAAAAAUGUUUCUGGAAGCUAGCAUUCCCCUUGAGAAGGCUGAUCACCCAGCUGUGCGAGCUUUCCUCUCUCGCCACGUGAAGAAUGGGAACUCCAUACCCAAGGCAGACCAGCUAAGAAAAACCUACUUGCCUGAUGGGUAUUCACACCAGCUUCUCAAGUCUGAAGACCACUGAGUGGAGGAGGCCACUUGGUUCUAAGUGUGGAGUAUUAACAGUUGCAUAGCAGUGACGUGGUUUAUUUUUAUAUUCAUGCACAUGCAAUGUUAUGUAAUGGUUUUUGUAUUGUAAAAUGACAAUCUAUUGCAAAA
Lacerta agilis (Sand lizard) is the source of this 1009-nucleotide messenger RNA. It is a transcript of the gene CGGBP1, whose product is annotated as CGG triplet repeat binding protein 1. Gene Ontology annotation, cellular component: nucleus. Gene Ontology annotation, biological process: regulation of transcription by RNA polymerase II. Lineage: Eukaryota; Metazoa; Chordata; Lepidosauria; Squamata; Lacertidae. The record is from RefSeq and is a predicted model, not a curated record. Gene Ontology annotation, molecular function: zinc ion binding; double-stranded DNA binding.